Messenger RNA from Cyclopterus lumpus (lumpfish), 1109 nucleotides. It is a transcript of the gene areg, whose product is annotated as amphiregulin. The transcript is spliced from 6 exons. NCBI's taxonomy places the organism in Eukaryota, Metazoa, Chordata, Actinopteri, Perciformes, Cyclopteridae. The record is from RefSeq and is a predicted model, not a curated record. Gene Ontology annotation, biological process: epidermal growth factor receptor signaling pathway; positive regulation of mitotic nuclear division; positive regulation of cell population proliferation. The coding region runs from base 103 to 807 and encodes 234 amino acids.
AUCAGCAGGGGAGAAACACACACACACACACCCUCUCCAACACACACUUUGCACGCACAAUUUAGCGCAGGACCACCGUACACACAACACUCGUCCUGGGAUAUGAACCCUCUCACCAUCACCUGUCUCCUGUGCUGCUUUGUAGUCUCCGGUGCUGGAGGCGCUCAGGGAUCUGAGGCCACGUUCUCCGGUGAACUAGCCCGAGUGACCGGGGUUCCGGCCUCUGGUGAGGGCCUCCAGACUUUGCUGGCCGACGAUGACGAACCGGAAGUAGACAAGGGGGUUUCGGGAGGAGACAACGACAAUUUCAGCCUUCUCCAGUCGCAUUCCAUUAAAGAUAAGAAGAAGAGGAUGGGCAAAGGCAAGAAGAACAGGGACAGGAACAAGAGCACGACUCCCCUCAACCCCGAGCACGUGUUCUACACCAACGGCUACACGUCGACUCUCAGCACCACAGAGGAUCCCUGCACCUCCACCCACCUGGGCUACUGCAUCCACGGUUACUGCAAGUACAUAGAGGGCCUGCAGGAGCCAGUGUGCAUAUGUAUGAAGGGUUACGACGGGGGGCGCUGUGGGAUCCAGUCUCUGGGGACGAUUAGGACCCAGCCGGACCAGAUCAACAACACUGAGUUGGUGCAGACGGUUUUAGUGAUCAUCGCAGUUGUCCUGUCGGUCAUCAGCUGCACCGCCAUCCUGCUCAUGACUUGCGCUCAUUACAGGUCACACAAAAACUUCCUCGCAUCCUAUCUGGGAACUGGGGCAGAGCAGGAGAAGCUACAGAAACCCAUCGGGGACGUUGUGGUAUGAGGGCGUCAAGUUACGAGCCAGCUGCAUGACUCGAAGGACGAAGCGGAGGAGUGCGAGGACCUGAGAAAGCAGUAGAGUGAAUAGACUGCUUCAUUAGAUGCUGUGUAAACAAAAAAACAGAACUUGUUAGAAUGUAAUUUAUUUAGUGUGUUUAUUUAUUGUUAACGACUCUGUGUGUGUGUUUGUAUGUUGGACUAUUGCUACGACGUCGUCGUCGUUUUUUUUUUAUUUAUUGCACUGCUGUUGUUAUAGGUCAAAGAAAAGGGAUAUAAUUUGAUCACCAAUAAAGUGUCUCAGUGUUA